This is a messenger RNA of Puccinia graminis f. sp. tritici CRL 75-36-700-3, 771 nucleotides long. RefSeq lists its product as uncharacterized. The record is from RefSeq and is a predicted model, not a curated record. NCBI's taxonomy places the organism in Eukaryota, Fungi, Basidiomycota, Pucciniomycetes, Pucciniales, Pucciniaceae. The transcript is spliced from 9 exons. The coding region runs from base 1 to 771 and encodes 256 amino acids.
AUGAGUAAUUACCAUCACCUAUUUGUCACCAUCGCUCUGGUCGCUCUGCUCGCUGGUAAAUCACUUGCAACUACGUGCUAUCCUGGGCCUAUCGCUCACAGAGCUGUUCGCAAGGAGGAAUGUAUGAGAGCCAUCUCUCAAAUUGUCUACGACGCCGACGCCCACCAAACCCUCAACCCACUGUCCAAGCAGGUAGAUUACACCUACGGAGAAUGCAAUAUAUCUAUCAUAAAUACUUCGGGUAUUCCGAUAAGCAAGGCCCAAGUCAAACAGCGUUUCAGCAAAAUCCUUGACCAAUGUCCCAACACCGGUGGAUUUGAUUUCGAUCAAACCUAUUUCCAUGUCGGCAUGCGUUCACUCGACAGGUACAAGUCUUGGGACUCCGACUUUCCGGCCCGGUUGCCAACCUGUGCAGUCGCUGACCGCGCAGCAAAAUUAUCACCAGAUGAUUGCAUCAAGGCGUUCUCCGACAUCCCCACUGACGCUCAUGGACGGCUCUUAGAUCAAGAUAACCGCCGGACCCACUCUGUUGAAUUAACCAGCAAAACAUGCACGCUCGCCGUAUACACAAUUGAUUUCUCCAAACUUGAUGUGACGAAGGCGCAACUUGAAAACGACUUCCUGAAGACCCUUGACCUCUGUGAUAAAAAGUGCGGUGUGAUCCGGAUCGAAGGAGGAGCUGAAGGGCCUAAUGGCAGAGUAUAUCUUAGCUUUAGACAUGCUACCGCUGAUAAGAGCUGCACCAUUAGAUUCUCACCACUUCUGAAUUAG